AAAAAAAAACUUGUGGGUCCUGUGAUGGGUGAGGCGCCUUUUAGUUAUGGUUUUACCAUCUGUAUCAGUCUGAGAAUGGGUUCGAGGGCUCGACAAUGGCAAUGACAUCAAAUAUUAAAGUCUCAAUUUUCGCAGACACCACCUUAGGCACUCGCAUAGCUAUGGCCGUCCCUCCAGAGAUCACUGCAGUAGAUUUUAAGAGGAAAUUUGAGAGAGUGCACUGUAAAUACUUUGCAGGAUCAGGAGAGAUAGAAGUUUGUGGGUUAAUGGUUAAGAAAAAGUCACGCUUCUAUUACCUGCCUGACUCAAUUCCUAUGAAGUAUGCUUUCCAGGGAGUGAGGGGCACCUGGUUUCUUCAUGUUGAAGCCAAAACUUCAGCCAAAUGUUUUGGUACGUGUUUACUUGGUUUAGCUGUUGAAAAUUCCUUUGCAAGCGCAGACAAGAGCAGUACAAAAGGUGAGAGAAAGAAAUAUCAGGACAUUGAAGUACAGAGUCAUAAAUCUACACUUGAGGGGAGUAGGUGUGAUGGUGUAUCAAACAAGAAGACGAAGAGAGAAAGGAAAGAAUGGUUUUUAGAUUACAAUGCUAAUGAAAAUGGGAUCAAGUGCACUAGUUCUGACACAAAAACUGCAGUUGUAAAUGCUAACAAGAUUUCUGAUCACUCUACAUUGGUUAAAGAAGUUGAACCUCCAUAUCCUCAGGCUCCUACAUCAAUGACAGAAGUCCCAAGUGAAAUAUUUUCAGAAGCCAAAUCUGUUACUAGCCUCAUUAAGAGAUACUUUCCUCACUCAAACGAGAUUAACAAUUUCUCAAGUCCUGCAAGUUCUGAUGCUACUUCUAAAAUUCGAAAGCGGAGGAAGAAAUACUCAAAGACCAAAUUAGAUGAUCGAGUUGAAUUCUUUCCCAAGCUUGCUGAAUGGAGUCCCUCAGAAAUACGUGGACCCGAAGUUGGGAGACGUCUCCAAAUGGCGUCAAAUAAUCUUGGAUCUUCCGCAAGCAAAAAAAAGUCUGCAAUUUAUUUCAGCAGAUCUAAAGAUAAAAAAGUGUUAGGGUUUGAUGCUCCUUUGACUAAAUGGUCAGUUUUUGAGAUCAGUGACAGUGAUGGCUAAGAGAAUAUGAAAUUCAAGUGUUAAGUGUUGGAGGGAUUCAAGAUUACAUCAAAUAAAGCUAAAAGGUGGUUUCCAUUUGGAAACACAAACCCUCAAGCCAUCACAAAUUAAUUUACCUAAUAUAGGUUCAAUUUGACAUUCCCAUUCCACUAACCCUAU
Molecule: messenger RNA, 1268 nt
Organism: Cannabis sativa
Lineage: Eukaryota; Viridiplantae; Streptophyta; Magnoliopsida; Rosales; Cannabaceae
Exons: 3
Coding region: 96-1109 (337 amino acids)
Source: RefSeq, a predicted model, not a curated record